Molecule: messenger RNA, 3433 nt
Organism: Mugil cephalus (flathead mullet)
Lineage: Eukaryota; Metazoa; Chordata; Actinopteri; Mugiliformes; Mugilidae
Gene: mcoln1b
Product: mucolipin TRP cation channel 1b
Exons: 13
Coding region: 182-1879 (565 amino acids)
Cellular component (GO): plasma membrane; lysosomal membrane
Molecular function (GO): NAADP-sensitive calcium-release channel activity
Source: RefSeq, a predicted model, not a curated record
UUUUCUUUUUUUUUCCCCUCCCAGGAAGCUGCGAUGUAAUGUAAUGUCUGUGUCAUCCGCUCACUGCGACAGCCCAGCAUCCUUUGUCUGGUGAUGAACCCCGCUUUGGCAACAUGAGUCCUCCGCUCUUCGCUGCGGGGAUGACGGCCUCCAUCGCUCCUGUGUGACCGUUGGCAUCAACAUGGCGUCUUCCAGUUACACCUGCAUCAGAGACAGCGCCACAGAGAAAGACAAGCUGCUCUCCUCCGUGGGCAGCUAUGGGUCUCAGGAUCUCCUCGGAGGUGGGAGCCUUCUUCCCACUGGUCUGGUGCAGCAGCAGCAGGAGGAGGAGGAGGAGGCGCUGAGAAGGAAACUCAAGUACUUCUUCAUGAGUCCUUGCGACAAAUAUCACGCAAAGGGACGCAAGCCCUUCAAACUGGGCCUGCAGCUGCUGAAGAUCAUCAUCGUGACCGUGCAGUUGGUGCUGUUUGGACUGAGCAACCAGAUGGUGGUGACGUUCAAGGAGGAGAACACGGCGGCGUUCAAACACCUCUUCCUGAAGGGUUACCAGGACGACGCUCCCCAGGCUGUCCACACGCAGACGGAGCUGUACAGCCGCAUCCACUUCGCCAUAGAGCAGUACUUGUCUCUGCCACAGAUCUCUCUGGGAAGGUAUGCAUACGUGUUGGGUGUCGGUGCGAACGGCAGCGCGCUCUCCCUCUGCCAGAGGUACUACAAGAGGGGCACCAUCGACCCGGUCAACGACACCUUUGACAUCGACCCUCACGUCGUCACUGCUUGCAUUGGACUGAAUCCACUGACUCACAGCUUGGCCCCGGAAAACACUGACUACAAGAAUUUCACUCUCAAAUUUUACAAGCUGAUCAAUGUAACAAUUGACUUCCAGCUGAAGGCCAUCAACAUUCAGACCAUCAUAAACAAUGAAAUCCCAGACUGCUACACCUUUGCUAUCACAAUCCUCAUGGAUAACAGAGCGCACAGCGGCAAAGUUAAGAUCAGUCUCCUGAACCAAGCGUCCAUAAAGGAGUGCAAGGACCCCAACGUGUCUGGACAUGCCGAGAGCUACGCGAGGGAGUUCUUUGACGUGCUGGUGGCGAUCGUCUGCCUGUUGUCCCUGCUGCUGUGUGGGCGCUCCAUCCUCAGAGGCAUCCUCCUGCAGCAUGAGUACGUGCAGUUCUUCAAACACAAACUCGCCCGCAGCGUGUGCUUGGGAGACAGACUGGAGUUCAUCAACGGCUGGUAUAUUCUGCUCAUCAUCAGCGACGUGUUCACCAUCUUGGGCAGCUUCAUCAAAAUUGGGAUAGAGUCUAAGACGUUGUCAUCGUAUGACGUGUGCGGGAUCCUGCUGGGAACCUCCACUCUGCUGGUGUGGGUGGGAGUCAUCCGUUACCUCAGCUUCUUCCAGAAAUACAACAUUUUGAUUGUGACUCUACGAGCCGCCUUUCCGAAUGUUAUCCGCUUCUGCUGCUGCGCGGCUGCUAUUUAUUUGGGAUACUGCUUCUGCGGAUGGAUUGUGCUGGGGCCCUAUCAUACGAAGUUCCGCUCUUUGUCCAUGGUGUCCGAGUGCCUGUUCUCCCUGAUCAACGGGGACGACAUGUUCGUUACAUUUGCCGAGAUGGAGAAGAGCGGGACCCUGGUGUGGAUCUUCAGCCAGGUCUACCUUUACACCUUCAUCUCCCUCUUCAUCUACAUGGUCCUGUCCCUCUUCAUCGCGCUCAUCACUGGGGCCUACGACACCAUCAUGGCACAAACACAGGAGCAGGUACGCAUCACAGAUCUGCACGCGUUCAUCGCACAAUGCACGGACACGCCCAGCUCCGGCAAAUUCAGAGUACCCGAGGGCUCGUCCUGCUCCUUCCUCUGCUGCUGUGAGUGGUGAGGAGGAGGUGGUGGAGGAGGAGGAGGAGGCGGCAGCAGCUUGAUGUGGAAUGGCGUCUUUUUUUUUCCUUCUUCUUUCUCUCUUUAAAGCACCAUAUUACCACUCGAGUGACGGCUCCUUUGUCCAGGCAACCAGCAGGGGACGAUAAAUGCCUCGAGACCGACUGACCUUGCACAACGUUGUCCUCUGCCGGGCCCGUUUUUAGACUUCUGCAUUUAAUUUUAUGCUGGAACGGUUGAUUGCGCUGCACAGUCACAUGCACAGUUUACCUGCCCCAGCUUUUGUACUGUAUGAAUAAUUUAUAGUCGCCUCCGUCUGAAAUGUCAGUUUGUGAGGGUUCGAUGAGUAGGCGCAUUAUGCCGGUAAACACAUUCACCGCUGUAGACUGGACGCGACGUCCACUAAGUGAAACAAAUUUAGAUUUUCGCUUGAAUGACUCCGCCGCAAACAGGGUUUCUACGUUAGCGUUUUAGGAUUUUUUUGUGCCUCCUGAUUAUGUAAAUAUAUGCGUGUUUUGGAGGUACAAUAGGUCAGAGAGGCCAGAUGAUGAAACGUGACCAUUAGCUGCUGCAUUAGGUUCCGCAAAAUUUCCAGCCGAGGCCACUCUGCUCAAAUUUGCUCGCUCUUCAUCCCCUUUGUUCUUCGUUCUCCUGUGGCCUGAAGAUGAUGGCUGCGCGAGGAAGGACAAGCCCUGCAGCCAGCCAGUCUGUCAUCAAUAUGUAUGAACUGAUUUCGCUUUAAGGCGACAGUCCUAAUGCACUCCGUUUUUACUGACGUUACUCUAGAAAUUUCCGAUCAACCGGGGUCAACUGACGUUCAAAUUAAGACGUGUUGCGUUAUUCUAUUAUUAUGCUAAACUAUGCUAGGCAGCUUUGAGAGGCUGUGUUUCAUGUAACCUGUCAGAUUUGGCAUCUGACAUCGAAGCCGCAUUUUUAAUUAAUUUUUAAUUUAUUUUUUCUGUGAAUUAAUUAAGGGAAUCUCUACAAACCAGCUGUUCUGAACCUUCAACAUUUCUAAAGAAAUAUUGCUCUUACAAGCUAACUGAGGUGGUAAUGCUAUUCCAGCAUGCCGCUUAAGGUCACAUGAAGGGCAGGGCUCAGUGGAAGUGGGAUUUUCACUGUGCAAAGAUCAAGACAAAGGGAACAAAUGGAUGUGAGAUGCUGCACUGAUUUAUUUCCUCACUUACAUGUUAAAUGAUUAAUAUUGUUUGCACACACAAAGAGGUAAAAUAUGUAUGUUCUCGUUUAUGCACAUUUAUUUAUUUCCACUCAGUGAAGACUAGUGCACAGGUUAGUUUGGUUGAAUAUGUCACACGGGAUUUGUAUGUUCCGUAUUUGCUGUGUUGGAUUAAUGGUAGUGUUUGCUGAUCGCUCGUACACUUCUUUUUUUUUUGCUCUCUUAAUUACUUUUUACCUCAUUUUUAAAAGAAGCAGUCGAUUGCUGGUAGGGAUCUGUCUGGUUUCCGUACAGGAGAAGGACUUUGCACUGUUUUGUAUCGUUUCUGUUUAGAUGUUGCCUUUCAAAAUGUCGUCAAAAUAAACUGGACAAAUGCUA